GUAUUAUUUUUAGCCGGCCUUUAUCAAAUUUAUCCUCAUCACACUUGGAAACUAAAAAACUUAUACCAGAGAAAAUUCGCAUUAGCAAAAUUAAAACCAUCUAAAAUGGGUGAUAGAAGAGUAGUAAAAUAUGGAAUAAUCGGAGUUGGGAUGAUGGGAAGAGAACAUCUCAUCAAUCUUUACCAUCUCAAGAGCGAAGGUGUUGCUGUUGUCGCCAUAGCCGAUCCCCACUUACCUUCCCAACAAGCAGCUCUGCUUCUUGCACACUCUUACAACUGGCCUCUUCAGGUUUUUUCGGGUCACAAAGAGCUGUUGAAUAGUGGGGUGUGCGAUGUAUUGGUUAUUUCGACUCCAAACAUGACUCACUGCGAAAUAUUGAUGGAUGUUAUCAGCCACCCGAAAACCCAUCACGUGUUGGUGGAGAAGCCUCUCUGCACAACCGUUGCAGAUUGCAUAAAGGUCAUAGAUGCUGCAAAAAGUAGACAAGAUAUGCUAGUACAAGUUGGGUUAGAAUAUAGAUACAUGCCACCUGUCGCUAAACUAAUUGAUGUGGUUAAGGAUGGAAUUCUUGGACAAGUCAAGAUGGUGUCUAUACGGGAACAUCGAUUCCCAUUUCUUGUUAAGGUUGACAAUUGGAACCGGUUCAACUGUAAUACUGGGGGUACCCUAGUAGAGAAAUGCUGCCACUUCUUUGAUCUCAUGACACUAUUUGCGGGCUCUAAUCCUGUACGUGUCAUGGCUUCUGGUGCUAUUGAUGUAAAUCAUAAAGACGAGGCAUACGAUGGGAAGGUGCCUGAUAUAAUUGACAAUGCAUAUGUAAUUGUUGAAUUUGAAAAUGGAUCACGGGGCAUGCUUGAUCUCUGUAUGUUUGCCGAAGGCAGUAAAAACGAACAAGAGAUAUCUGUUGUUGGUGACAUUGGUAAGGGUGAGGCAUUUGUCCCGGAGAAUGUUGUUCACUGGGGCACCCGUGUAGAAGGAAGAGAUGGCGUUAAGACAUUAAAAGCCGAGGAUGAUCGUAUUAAAUAUAAUGGGCUACAUCAUGGCUCUAGCUAUCUUGAACAUCUUCAGUUCUUGUCUUCAAUAAGAGCAAAAGGUACACAAGCUCCUGUUGUAGAUCUGCACGCUGGAUUGGUUUCUGUAGCCAUAGGUGUUGCGGCUCAACUCUCGAUCGAAAAGGGUCGAUUUGUAAGUAUUGAGGAAGUCAUGGAGUAAAUAUGUUGGAAAUAAUGUAUCCAAUUAGUAACAUUUAAUUAAGGUCCAACUAAGAAAGUUUAGUGAUUGGAUAUACAACAACAUAUGGUGUAUAUUGUUUAUAUUUGUAAUGGUAUACUAAUACAAGGUUCGUAAAGAUUACAGUUGAACCUCGAUAAAUUAAUAAACUCGCUUAAAUAAUAAUUCCUUCCGGUCCCAACUCA
This is a messenger RNA of Erythranthe guttata (spotted monkey flower), 1415 nucleotides long. Its product is annotated as Oxidoreductase family protein. Gene Ontology annotation, molecular function: nucleotide binding. The record is from RefSeq and is a predicted model, not a curated record. Lineage: Eukaryota; Viridiplantae; Streptophyta; Magnoliopsida; Lamiales; Phrymaceae.